Messenger RNA from Brassicogethes aeneus, 1081 nucleotides. NCBI's taxonomy places the organism in Eukaryota, Metazoa, Arthropoda, Insecta, Coleoptera, Nitidulidae. The record is from the annotation of a GenBank genome assembly.
AUGGCAGGUUUUUUAAAUAAUUACUUGGAUGAUUCUUCGGAUGACGAAGAUUUAGAUUUUAUGGGGGACAUUGCUACUAGAAAUAAAUAUUACCUAGGACCGUUCUUCAGCGGUGAAGAGCAGAACGUCCAAAGGAUGCUGAAGAACAAUGAUGAUACUGAAUACAGGAUAUGCUCGGCCUGCAACGAACCCAUAAGCGAUAAAUUCCUGCUCGAGGUGUCUGGCAGGAGUUGGCACGCUCGAUGUUUAAGAUGUUGCAUCUGCCAACUGCAACUGGACAGACAACCUUCCUGCUUUAUACGCGACAGAGCCAUCUACUGCAAAUCGGACUAUGCUAAAAGUUUCGGGGCCAAAUGUUCGGUAUGCUCACGCGGUAUCUCCUCCAGCGACUGGGUGCGAAAAGCCAGAGACCACGUGUACCAUUUGGCGUGUUUUUCCUGUGCCGCAUGCCACCGACAGCUUUCGACGGGCGAAGAAUUCGCCCUCCACGAAGACAGAGUGCUCUGCAAAGCCCACUACUUGGAAACUUUGGACGGCGGUACCACAUCUUCAGAUGACGGUUGCGAUGCGGAAGGAUAUCAUAAAAAUAAGGCUAAGAGGGUGAGGACCACUUUUACGGAGGAACAGCUUCAGGUUCUCCAGGCAAAUUUUCAGUUGGACUCGAACCCGGACGGUCAGGAUCUGGAGCGCAUAGCCCAGAUAACUGGGCUCAGUAAACGGGUCACUCAAGUUUGGUUUCAAAAUUCGCGAGCUAGACAAAAGAAGCACAUGCAUACGGGAAAAGUCAAAACAGCAUUGCAUAACAGUAGAGAUGAUUCCUUUGGAAGACACAUUAAUUUGCACCUUACCUAUUCCUUUCAAAAUAACAAUAAGGCUUCUUCAAUAUUCUCCCAACCUGAUUCUACCUUAGAUGAUCUUUCCCAAGAGUCAACAUUGCACUGUAUGCAAAAUGAAGUGUAGAUGACUGUAGCAGCUUUAAGAGCACUCAUUUUGUUAUCUUUAGAAAUAUAAAACACCUUCAAGAGACGCGUCUCUCUAAAAGCAAAUCGAAAAGUCAAUUUGAUAUUUUUAAAAUAACGAA